Molecule: messenger RNA, 1680 nt
Organism: Komagataella phaffii GS115
Lineage: Eukaryota; Fungi; Ascomycota; Pichiomycetes; Pichiales; Pichiaceae
Exons: 1
Coding region: 1-1680 (559 amino acids)
Biological process (GO): regulation of DNA-templated transcription
Cellular component (GO): nucleus
Molecular function (GO): DNA-binding transcription factor activity; transcription cis-regulatory region binding
Source: RefSeq, a predicted model, not a curated record
AUGUCUCAAGAUAAUCCCCCACAACAGCUCAGUGAGCACAAUGAAACGAGUCCGACGAUAGAACAAAAUGACUCCAAACUUAUCCCAGCAGAUGCUGUUCCUCCGCAAGCCACCCAAGAGCUGGGUGGCGCUCAGGCGCUGCUUCAAUUGGGCAACAAAACAAAAGACACAGAUGAGACAGAAAAGAAGUUCACCCAAGAUCUGGCUAGUGAGGCAGUAGAAGCUGCCGUCAUGCGCUUUGUCGGAGGCAAUUUGGAUUCAAAGAAACGCCAUUUUACCGAGGAUAUGUCUAAUAUUACUGAGUUGCAGCAAUGGACCGGCUUUCUGGAUGAGGACUUCAAUUUCCAGCCUCAAAACAAGAAGAAGAAGACGUCCUCCAUCCACAAUGGUAACGGAAAUUCUCAUUUAUCAGGAACUGAAGACGAUAACGGACACCGUCUUAGAAACUCAAACACAGAUAGCAACGGCAAUAAAAGCCACCACACCAACCAAAAAAUUGACCCGGAACUUGCUCAGCUGGAUUCUGAGGCAGCAACUGAUCACGACCAGUACGUACAGAAUGUGUUGAUGGAUGCUAGGACCCUCGCACAACUGGACCAGGAUUAUUUACGCCAUCACGACAUUGAGAUAAGCCAGCAGCAAUUGGCAGCUCAGGCCUCACAAGCUGCUGCACAGAUAAUGGCCGCCGCCGUUGGAGACGUUGGCGAUGAUAAUAAUAAAAAGGAUUCCGAUAGACAGCAGGGCAAUCACUUGGGUCACAACGCGGGUGAGGCGGAUCUCAAGCCCAACGGAGGCCACGAUGAAGCUGCCGAGCUGGUUGCUGCUGCCGCUGCAAAAGCUUCAAACUGGAUAUCUGGAGGUAAAACUUACGGGAAGCUGUUCGGUAAAGAAGAAUGCGAGGCUAUAGAUGCAUUUAUUAUGGAGUAUUGUAAGAUCCAUAACAUGACGAGAGAUGACAUUUGUCAUAGAAUAUGGUCGAAUGACCGUAAAAAGGAUGAUUUCUGGGAUUCUUUGCAUCGUGUACUGGAGCAUCGGUCCCGCUCUUCAUUAUAUAAGCAUGUGAGAAGGACCUAUCAUAUUUUCCAAACUCGAGGCAAGUGGACACCAGAGGAAGAAGAAGAGUUAGCAAGACUGGCCACGGAACAGGAGGGGCAGUGGAAGCUGAUCGGUAUGAAGAUGGGUCGUAUGCCUGAAGAUUGUCGUGAUCGAUGGAGAAACUAUAUCAAGUGUGGCAAUCGGAGAAUGGUUAAUAAAUGGUCAGAAGAAGAAGAAGAAAAGUUGCGUCAGGUGGUGCAUGAACUCUUGAACGAUGAGUCUUCGAAUAAUGUUAUUAAUUGGACGGUAGUCAGUGAACGAAUAAACGGUACUAGAUCACGUAUCCAGUGCCGUUACAAAUGGAACAAGCUACUAAAAAGAGAUGCUACGGAGAGAGCCCUAACCAUUGAUGCUGCGGACCGCAUCUGGUUACUAAGCAGGAUCAAGGAGUUAGGCUACACCUCAGCAGAAAUGGUAGAUUGGAACGCACUGUCUGCGUUCCAUGGCCGCAACUUAUGGACUGCGCAGGACUUCAAAGUCUGUUUUGAGAGGAUGCGCUCCACAAUACGGGACGUUAAGAAAAAGAGCUUUGAAGAGUUGAUAGAUCUUCUACUCCAGGAAGUCUCCAAGGAGUUGCAUAUAUGA